Ixodes scapularis (black-legged tick) is the source of this 1816-nucleotide messenger RNA. Its product is annotated as cyclin-dependent kinase 8. Lineage: Eukaryota; Metazoa; Arthropoda; Arachnida; Ixodida; Ixodidae. The record is from RefSeq and is a predicted model, not a curated record. Gene Ontology annotation, cellular component: nucleus; mediator complex. Gene Ontology annotation, molecular function: ATP binding; RNA polymerase II CTD heptapeptide repeat kinase activity; cyclin-dependent protein serine/threonine kinase activity. The transcript has 15 exons. Gene Ontology annotation, biological process: protein phosphorylation. Bases 251 to 1639 code for a protein of 462 amino acids.
AUGACGCGCGCGACGCUUUUUUUAUCCAGUCCUACAACCUGCUACAACUCCAAACUGCUUUCCGUGGAUUGUAUCAUGCGCUUGUUGAAGCCGGGUUGUUGAAAGCACAGUUGAUUUAAUUGCAGUAAAGCGGGAUUUGGCGCUGCGACCUGUUUUGCAAGAUCUUCAACGUCUGCAGAGGAUGACGAAGGCGGAGUGUGCAAGGGCGGGUCCCCUGGGGCGGUAGUCCGGGGAGGGGGAGUGUGGCAGGAUGGACUACGACUUCAAGGUGAAGACGGCCGGGGUUCGGGCCAAGGUGGAGGACCUCUUUGAGUAUGAAGGCUGCAAGGUGGGCAGGGGCACCUACGGGCACGUCUACAAGGCCAGGCGCAAGGACGGGUCUGACACCAGGGACUACGCCCUGAAACAGAUCGAAGGCACUGGCAUCUCCAUGUCUGCUUGUCGAGAAAUUGCGCUUCUCCGAGAGCUGAAGCACCCCAAUGUCAUCAACCUCCAACGGGUGUUCCUGUCCCACAACGACCGCAAGGUCUACCUCCUCUUCGACUUUGCCGAACACGACCUCUGGCACAUCAUCAAGUUCCACCGGACGGCCAAGGCCAACAAGAAGCAGGUGCUGGUGCCUCGAGGCAUGGUCAAGUCUUUGCUCUACCAAAUCCUGGAUGGAAUCCACUACCUCCACUCCAACUGGGUCCUGCACAGGGACCUGAAACCGGCAAACAUUCUUGUAAUGGGUGAAGGUCCAGAGAGAGGCAGAGUGAAGAUUGCGGACAUGGGGUUUGCGAGACUGUUCAACUCUCCGCUGAAACCGCUGGCCGACCUUGACCCCGUGGUGGUAACCUUCUGGUACCGGGCCCCAGAGCUCCUCCUGGGGGCACGACAUUACACCAAAGCCAUCGACAUCUGGGCCAUUGGGUGCAUCUUUGCGGAGCUGCUCACGUCCGAGCCCAUCUUCCACUGCCGCCAGGAGGACAUCAAGACGAGCAACCCGUACCACCACGACCAGUUGGACCGGAUCUUCAACGUCAUGGGCUUCCCCCACGAAAAAGACUGGGAGGACAUCAAGAAGAUGCCCGAGCACCACACCCUGAUGAAGGACUUCAAGCGAUCCAGCUAUGCCAGCUGCUCCCUGGUCAAGUACAUGGAGAAGCACAAGGUGAAGGCGGACAGCAAGGCCUUUCUCCUGCUCCAGAAGCUGCUGCUGAUGGACCCCACCAAGCGGAUCACGUCGGAGCAGGCCAUGCAGGACCCCUACUUCUUGGAGGACCCUGUCCCCACCCAGGACGUGUUUGCCGGCGUGCCCAUCCCCUACCCCAAGAGGGACUUCCUGACAGACGAGGAGCAGGAGGACAAGUCCGACGCCAGCAAGACGGCGGCCGCCAACAACCAGGGUGGCAACCAGGAUAACAACAACCACGGCCCCAGUGCCAAGCGGGUGCGCAUGGCACCGCCGCCGCCCACCACGACGGCGGGCAACCAGAUCCAGGGUUACAAUAAAAAUUAUCAUGAUUUCAAGAAGCCAGAGACCCACGGCGGCCUGGGGUCGGGUGUGCAGUCGGCGCAGCCACCGGUCCUGACCUUCACCUCGGCUGGCGGUACGAGUCAGCAGUCGGGGCCGCCCACCUUCUCGCAGCGCUUCUGAGACGAUGCCCCGGGGCACCGAGGACGACCGGCUUGAACGGCUCCACUCCGUGUGCCACUUAUCGUUCGUUUCCAAGAUGGAAAGACUUGCGUGUUUAGGUUUACCCAAUUGCACCUCGUGUUUUAUUUCUGUUUCGUCUCUCUGAAUGUUUUUAAGAGAAUGAAAGUGUGAAAGCGA